UUUGUAGAAAACAAAAAAAAGAGUUUCAGAAAUCAAAAAAAAAAUCUAAGAAUCGUUGCCGUCUCCACAAGCAAGAAGCCUCUCAGUUCUCACAGCGAAGAUGCCUACAGUAAGCGUGAAGUGGCAAAAGAAGGUGUUCGAUGGUAUCGAGAUUGACAUUACUCUGCCUGCUUAUGUUUUCAAGGCUCAGUUGUAUGAUUUGACUGGAGUUCCACCUGAGCGUCAAAAGAUUAUGGUCAAAGGUGGUCUCUUAAAGGAUGAUGCAGAUUGGUCUGCUAUUGGAGUGAAAGAUGGUCAAAAGUUGAUGAUGAUGGGAACUGCAGAUGAAAUAGUUAAAGCUCCUGAGAAGGCCAUCGUUUUUGCUGAGGAUCUACCUGAAGAAGCGCUAGCCACUAAUCUGGGUUACAGUGCUGGCCUUGUCAAUCUUGGCAACACGUGUUACAUGAACUCCACAGUGCAGUGCUUAAAAUCUGUCCCCGAGUUAAAAUCUGCAUUAUCCAACUACUCACUUGCUGCACGAAGCACUGAUGUCGACCAGACUUCUCACAUGCUCACUGUUGCCACACGUGAGUUAUUUGGUGAGCUUGAUAGAAGUGUCAAUGCUGUUUCGCCUACACAGUUCUGGAUGGUGUUACGUAAAAAAUACCCUCAGUUUAGUCAGCUGCAGAAUGGAAUUUACAUGCAACAGGAUGCUGAAGAAUGUUGGACACAACUGUUAUACACACUUUCUCAAUCUCUAAAAGCACCAACUUCCAGUGAAGAUCCUGAUGCUGUGAAAGCACUUUUUGGUGUCAAUCUUCGGAGCAGGUUGCAUUGUCAAGAAAGUGGCGAAGAAAGCUCAGAGACAGAAUCUGUAUAUUCUCUAAAAUGUCAUAUUUCACAUGAGGUGAACCAUUUGCAUGAAGGAUUAAAACAUGGAUUGAAAGGAGAACUUGAAAAAACAUCUCCUACUCUGGGCCGUACUGCUCUUUACCUCAAGGAUUCACUUAUAGAUUCCUUGCCAAGGUACUUGACCGUUCAGUUUGUGCGGUUCUUCUGGAAAAGGGAGACUAAUCAGAAAGCAAAGAUUCUCAGGAAAGUGGAUUAUCCGUUGGAGUUGGAUAUAUUUGACCUUUGUUCUGAGGAUCUCCGGAAGAAACUGGAAGCUCCUCGCCAGAAACUUAGAGAUGAGGAAGGUAAAAAGCUUGGUCUGCAAACUAGUGCUAAGAGUGGCUCAAAGGACAGCGAUGUGAAAAUGACUGAUGCUGAGGCGUCAUCAAAUGGUAGUGGAGAAUCUUCCACAGUAAACCAACAGGAAGGUGCUUCUUCUGGGAAGGAAACUCACAUGACUGGAAUCUAUGACUUGGUCGCUGUGUUGACCCAUAAGGGUAGGAGUGCAGACUCUGGCCAUUAUGUUGCAUGGGUCAAGCAAGAGAGUGGCAAAUGGAUUCAAUAUGAUGAUGACAACCCGAGCAUGCAACGGGAGGAAGACAUCACUAAGCUAUCUGGAGGAGGUGAUUGGCAUAUGGCGUACAUCAUAAUGUACAAAGCCCGCUUUGUCUCCAUGUAAUCUCUCUCUUUUCUUUUGUUGAUUUUAGUUCUUGAAACAUUCAGAUCAUUAAGAAGCUUAUGUAGACCACCUCAGAAAUUGUAAGUUCUUUUAAAAUGUUACAAGCUGGAUUUUGUCGCUAUAUUAUUAAGACAUUUAUUUUACCUUAUGAUGACUCUUGGUCAA
Molecule: messenger RNA, 1714 nt
Organism: Camelina sativa (false flax)
Lineage: Eukaryota; Viridiplantae; Streptophyta; Magnoliopsida; Brassicales; Brassicaceae
Product: ubiquitin carboxyl-terminal hydrolase 6
Biological process (GO): regulation of proteasomal protein catabolic process; protein deubiquitination; proteasome-mediated ubiquitin-dependent protein catabolic process
Molecular function (GO): cysteine-type deubiquitinase activity; protein binding; proteasome binding
Source: RefSeq, a predicted model, not a curated record